UGGUAUUUAAAAAGGUAACAGUUUGAAACGAUACACAUUGUGGCUCCCGAUUGGAUUGAGAGCACGCGUUUGCUUUUGUCUAGUAUUUCAUUUGUUUCUUUUACGGCCAACCUAUGUGAAAAAUGUGCACUCGAUUUUGGAUUUUUACGCUUUAAUGAUAAAGAUUCCGCCAUGAUUAUCUUCAUAUUCCUGCUGGCCGUGACCGCGGCCGCCGAUGUAAACGAGACGGAGCCACCAUGUCCCUCGUGCCUUCUAAUGAACACAACGUGUUACAACAUGUCCUACCUCUUCGAUCUCGACGCUCCCUUCAGAAAACAGGUAGUCAUAAACAAAAUGGACCUCCUUAGAUCCAAAAACAUGCUUUACUUCAGUUUCGAACCAGUAUUCGAAGACGAAGAAUAUUACAAAACUGGCUUCGUCAAACUUGAGGACCUUAGCUACCAUGGCAUCAUCACUGGGAGUCAGAUCCUUAAUCUGGGGACGUUUGACAUAGAUCAGGCUAAUGGACAAAUUUACUUCGGAGGCAGCGAUGGUAUAUUCGUGUUGGAUACAAACAACAACCAAAUGGCGUCAUACAGCAGUCGCGGCGAUACAAUAACGAAUGUGUUUUACAAAAACCAAGUUUACUUCGUCCGGUAUGAUGACAAAGGGAUCAUUGUUAAGCAGGGGGAUUACUUCAAGACUAUUCUAGAAUAUUGGACUGUGAAGAAGUUUGUGGUGGUGGAAAAGGACACUGUUAACGUUAUUGUGUUCUUAAGCAAUUUAGGCUUGUUUGUUAGUAAGGGUAAGGUGGUGCAUCGUCUUUCUAAAAACGCUUUUUUCAGAGGUCUGGCUGUUGACUUGGACGGUGAAGUGUACGCGUGGUGGCUAGACGGUAUCUACAAAGUUAUAUUUUCAAAGAAUAUAAUCCACUCAAAGAUUGAGAAAGUAACUAAUCUCCCUUUGAUUGGAGCUAUGGCUUUUGAUAAUAAUAACAAUAUUCUCAUUGCUUCUGAUAAAUCCCUGUAUUUAAUGGCGAAGACGUCGCAUAGCUGUGGCGUAGUUAAGCCAGCAGAUUAGAUGUAUUAUAUACAUAAAUAUAAUAUCUGUAUAUAUUUCUACUAAUUCAUCAAUAGGUCCAUUUAGGUACUAAGUAUAUAGUGAUUUAUUAGAUAACUCAGAAAUUAAUAAGACAUAGAGCUACCCAUUACAAAUAUUGUUGAUUAGCAAUCUUUGUCAAUAUUUUAAUAUUUAUGGUGUUAUUAUAUUAUUUAUAAUCUUUAGCGAGACAUACUAAAUUAAUUAUUAUGUUAUAGGCUUACUCACGUAACAGUAGCCUUGGAAAUUUUCGCUGCGUCGUGUCGCCGAAUGCUGUUCAUGAAUAUGAGCCUUGUAGUAUGGCUUGAAACUAGUCGAGUUCCUCGUCAAACAGUUACGCGAGUAAGCUGAUAACAUAAUAAUUAAUUUAUGGUGUUAUUUCAUAAAGUUAUUUUAUUGAAAAAUAUGUCGAACUCGAAACGUAUCGUAUAAUUCGCUGUAUUUUAUAUAACAGCGUGUUACAUUAGAAAUACAUUUUCAGUAAGCUAAACAGCUUUUUAUAUUAUCUAUUCACGUCUGAUCGCUUAAGGGAAUCUUAAAUAUAAUUAGCGUAAUUUCUAUCUUAAUUAAUGUAGUAUUAACAAUUAAGAUUUUGAGACAAAGUACCUGUGAUUUUGUUUAUAGUUUUAGACACAUCUCCCUUCAGAUUUUCGAGAAAAUUAUUAAAAGGGAUCGCUAGAAGUAAUUGUUAGUUUUUUUCAACACUUUUUAAACCAAUCAUAGUAAUUUAUCAGCUUUAUAAAGUGUAAAGUGUAAGAGUAUAAUACUUUAGCUACUAAUUGUUUUCUAUGCAAGCAAAAAUGUACGUAAUACUCAGUAAUAGUGUAAUUAACUUUUUUAAAUAAAUGUGUUACAAAAUUUGCACAGACCAAA
Messenger RNA from Spodoptera frugiperda (fall armyworm), 1950 nucleotides. RefSeq lists its product as uncharacterized. The record is from RefSeq and is a predicted model, not a curated record. The coding region runs from base 172 to 1059 and encodes 295 amino acids. NCBI's taxonomy places the organism in Eukaryota, Metazoa, Arthropoda, Insecta, Lepidoptera, Noctuidae. The transcript has 2 exons.